Molecule: messenger RNA, 1358 nt
Organism: Calypte anna (Anna's hummingbird)
Lineage: Eukaryota; Metazoa; Chordata; Aves; Apodiformes; Trochilidae
Gene: UBXN11
Product: UBX domain protein 11
Biological process (GO): proteasome-mediated ubiquitin-dependent protein catabolic process
Molecular function (GO): ubiquitin binding
Source: RefSeq, a predicted model, not a curated record
AUGCCGGGACUUGUAGUCCUCAGGGGGCUGUCUCGUCUCCCACAUGCAGCUUGUGCUGAUACAGAGCUCAUGUCCUCCAUGAUGCAAAAAAUCACUCUUUUGGAACAAAAAAUAGAGAAACAAGCAGAAGAAAUCAAACUAAAGGACAAGAGGAUUACUGAACUUGAAGAGAAGAUGAAGACUCUUCAGAAAAGAGAAGAUGCAGAGGAACUGGAAAUGAGGUGCCUUGAGCUGCAGACCCAGGUCUGGGAGAUGGAGAGGUUUCUAAAUGACUAUGGUCUGAUUUGGGUUGGAGAGAGACAUGAACAGCUGGAAGAUGAUGAAUUGCUUAAGAAUGAAGAAGAGCUGCCAGUAAGGAGCUUCUGGAAGCCAGGUGAAGCAGUUGUCUCCAAACCCCAGAUCGAUUUUGAUCAAAUCUUGGAAAAUGUGAAGGAUUUGAAUGUCCUGGCUGGAGAGGGCACUUCUCAAAUUGAGCACACACCAGGGGGGGCUCGGCUGAGGCAGGCAGAGCCCUUGUCUCUCACUCUGUAUCAAAAUGGGAUCAUCACAUUCAACGGAACCUUUCGGCCCUAUGAGGACCCAUCCACACAGCAAUGCCUGCAGGACAUCAUGGAUGGGUAUUUCCCUUCAGAGCUGCAAGCUCGCUACCCAGAUGGCAUCCCUUUGCAGGUCACUGACAGAAGGGACGUGGUAUUUCGGGAGAGACACCUCCCAGGAAGCUUUCCUGGCCAUGGCCAAGUAGUUGGCCAUUCAAAAUCAAGUGAACUACAGGAAACCACCAAGAUGCCAGAUCCCAAACUCCCUUUGGAGCAGGUCAACAAACUUUCCAAGGCUUUGAAACAUGGAGAAGAAGUAACUGGUACCCAAGAUUCAGCCCAAGCAGCACAGGAGGGCUCCAAUGGGGUGUGGAGCAGGAAAGGGAUCCUGGCGGAGACAUCCAGGCUGUCUGCUCUGGAGAGGAUGAAGACAGCUGAAGAGGCUGAAGCUCCUGCCCCUGCUCUCUGCACUCUCCGCAUCAAAUCCGAGAGUGGGGAGCAGACCUACACCAUCAGGAUGCUGCUGACAGAGACCAUUGGGGACCUGCGCCAACACCUCACCCAUGCCAGGGGUGGAGACUCUGACUCGUAUGAGAUCAUCAGUACCUUUCCCCAGAGGGUGUACACGGACAAUUCCAGGAGUCUGCAGGACUGUGGCCUGACCCCCAACACCUCCUUGUUGCUGCGAAGAAAAGACCCCUCCCAGCAAGACGGGACAGAGCUGGAAACAGCUUCUAACAAGAGCUGCUCACCCCCAGCUCUGCCAGGGGAAGGAGCUGCCUCCCACUGAUAGCUCUGCUGUAACACUCCCAGUCUGGAAAG